CUUGUCCCUUCAUUCCUCCCCAUCUAGGUUCACUGCCCACGUUGAUGUGUCCUGCCGGUCGGGACAUUUGGCACCCAGUGUGGGGCUCGAGCCUUUGACUGAGGGGGAACGCCAUCCUCCGGGAAGACUUGGCCAAGCGGGAGCUCGUGAUCGCCUCGGCAGACACGACCAAGAGACAGAUCCAGGAGGAGAGUGAGGACGACGCAAGAAAAGGAUGCUUCAACAAAGAAAAAGCACACAUGGAUCCUAAAAAGAAGAAAGAAAUCAUCUUUGGGUAAAACAAGAUGCAGCCAACAAUCUGUGUGAGGAUCCUGCUUAAGGCACUUCUGCGGAACAGGUUUGUACAUGGAGGCCUUGGCCCUCCACCUUCCAACAUCAUGGAGUACCUUUUUGGCCCCCCCUGCGAAUGCAAGGGAGGAUCUUGGACUCAGGCUCCCACUAGUUGGACCCAGACUGCUGACUGCUUGACUAAGGUGGCUUACCUCCGUGCCGAGGUUGACCAUCAGCCUGAAUGGGUAGGUGUUAACAAGCCAAAGAUUAUUCCCCCCAGUACAAGUAAAGCUCUCCAAAAUUGUUCUGCAACUUGCACGCAUACCCAGGCGAUGCAUGUCUCUUGUUAUGCGUCAGCCUCAAUUUGUGUUAACAAGCAGGGAGAACAAUUUUUUGAAGCCACCUUAACUAAAACUCAUGCAGCAGAGGGGACCACUAUUCACUAUACUCCCGUUCUCUUUGACCAGGGAGGAGAAGGCAUAUACACCAAGUUACAGUCAGCUGGAUGCCAAGGCACUGUCGGUAAACCCUCCUGCUGGCCCAUUAAGGCCCCUACAGGGGUCUCUGAUGGUGGAGGACCCACUGAUGCUGUCAAGCAUCUUCAGAUAAUCAAACUUUUAAAACCCCAAAUCCCUGAGCUCACAUAUCAUCCCUUAAUGCUGCCUAAAUCCCAGCUCCUAGAUUUAGAUACCAAUACAUUAGAUAUUUUGGAAACUACCUUCUCCUUGCUUAAUAAUUCCAACCCCACCCUUGCUGGUGAUUGCUGGCUCUGCAUGACAACAGGGGCAAUCAUGCCUAUGGCAGUUCCUAUUAAUUCUAUCAUAGACAAUGAUAAUACAUGCCAACCCGGAUUUCCUUUUAAAGUACAGCCUAUAGGCACUUUUACAUCAUGUCUUUUAGGCACGAUGCAGAAUAAUACCUAUGAUGUUGAUGUUGGAGUUACUUCCUUUGGAAAUUGCUCAACAGUAAAAAAUUAUUCCUCACCCACCCCAUCUCUUUGUCCCCCCAAUGGCACAGUUUUUAUGUGUGAAGGAAACUCUGCCUUCCCCAGGCUUCCAGCGAAUUGGACCGGUGGCUGUGUUCUUGCCUUAUUACUCCCUGAUAUAACUAUUGUCCCAGGAGAUGAACCUCUACCCAUUCCUAGCCUAGACACCUUAGUCAAAAGACACAGGCGGGCAAUACAGGCCUUACCACUCCUUGCCAGCCUUGGAAUAACAGCUGCUGUGGGCACAGGUACCGCUGGCUUAGGCAUGGCUAUACACUCUUACCGUCACCUAUCUCAACAACUUAUAGAUGAUGUACAAACUCUAUCAGGAACCAUUAAAGAUUUACAGGACCAAAUAGACUCCCUGGCAGAAGUGGUCCUUCAAAACAGACGAGGCUUAGAUUUGCUGACAGCUAACCAGGGAGGUAUUUGCUUGGCCUUAGGGGAACGAUGCUGCUUUUAUGCCAAUAAAUCAGGCAUAGUACGGACUAAAAUUAAGCAGCUUCAAGAAGAUUUAGAAAAGAGAUGAAGUGAACUAUUUGAAAAUCCCUUCUGGACUGGGCUUAAUGGAUUUCUACCCUACCUUCUUCCACUAUUAGGCCCUUUGUUGGGUUUACUUUUAAUGGUGUCCAUAGGACCCUGCAUUAUAAACAGGCUGGUACAAUUUAUUAAAGAACAGAUUAAUAUUUUGGCCUCUAAGCCCAUACAGGUUCACUAUCAUAGUCUGGAGAUGGAAGACCACGCUGCCAACAUUUAAAAGGAUGUUCUACCCUUCUCACAGGCUUAUUUCAUAAGUUUACAUCCCCACAG
Molecule: messenger RNA, 2065 nt
Organism: Marmota monax (woodchuck)
Lineage: Eukaryota; Metazoa; Chordata; Mammalia; Rodentia; Sciuridae
Product: syncytin-1-like
Exons: 3
Source: RefSeq, a predicted model, not a curated record